AGCCGGACAAGCUGCGCGGGAUGCGGAGGUGGAUACUGGGAUUUGUAUCAGUCAACUUUGACCUUGAAUUCGGGCCGACGGUCGAGUCGGUGUACCCUCAUGCCACGCUCUCCCAUACAGAAGCGGAGAAUAUCGCGUUCUCGUCUUUCCCCGACUGUCCCCAAUUCGAAGAAGGCUCGCAGACCCACUCCUUCCGCAUCCGGGACACGACUUCACUCCAAGGAGCCGUAUCUAGACCGACAGAACGUCCCCCGCCGCUUGACGGCUUCCUCUACGGUUUCGCAUUCUUCACGCAGAGCAGAGACAGCUCCUCGAAACGCGGGUAUUCGCAGCGCUCGCUCGUCCUGCUGACGCACCAUCCAUACCCUGCGCUCUUCGAUGCCGUGGUAGCCAUCGUCGGUCCGCUGUAUUCCCGGCACGGCCAUCCAAUGCUGGAGACCGCGUGCCAUAAUAUCGCCAACUGGCCAGAUCCGGCCAAGGGUAUGAGCUUGGAACUUGGUUUCCUCGGAUCCGUCUUUCAAGUGGAUUUGCCGGGGAGUAGCAACGAACAGCAAAUGCCGAGCUCGAGCGCCUUAUCCGACAAGUUCGGUCCUCACAGGGUAAGUCUAGGCCCCACGGCUCCGGCAGACCCGCCUAUAAUUGUCAUCUUGGAAGAAUCGCUGUCGCAUCUGUGGUCAAUAUGGGAAUGCCUGGUCUUGUGCGAGCCGGUACUGAUUUACGCGCCGUCGCCUGAAUUGACCAGCCAAGUUGCCUGGUGGCUGCGAGACAUCAUUCGCCCUAUUCCUCUCUCGGGAGACUUCCGGCCGUACUUUACGAUCCAUGACCAGGACCACUCCACCCUGGUCAACAAGAUGCCGCCGAAAGCGGGUCUCAUACUCGGGAUUACGAAUCCGCUUAUAGAGCGAGCCUGUAAGCACUGGCCGCAUUUACUGAGUAUAGGAUGUAACAGAAGGUAUACACGCAGCAAACGUCCCUGUUUACGCGCUUAUACGAAGCUUGGCAGUGUACAUGCCCCUGAGAAGGGCCUGGCUGGCCCCAAGCCGGGCUGGGCCACAAAGACGCACAACCGGUACGUCUCAAAAGACCGAGCAUUGCUCAAGAAAGUCGAAGACGCCCGCCAUGGCGAUGUCCGAUCUCAAAUCGAAGCGUCCCUGGCACUUCGGCGGCACUUUGGGUCGAGAACGAACGAGCUGCUCGUCCCGCUGCACAGAUACCUCAACACACUGAUACCCCCGCCGUCCGCAUCGACGGCGACUCCGCGCCGGCUGAAGGCGUUCAGCACGACGGACUUCCUCGCAUCGCUCAAGGCGCACGGCUCGCCGCUGCCCUUCCGCUCGGGCAGCCGCCGGACAGAGUUUUAUUCGCGCUGGCUGCGCACGCCCGCGUUCGGGCUCUGGCUCGCCCAGCAGGAGGAGGUUGUGGAGGAAGCGUUGAGGGGUGCCCCGCGUCACCAGUGA
This is a messenger RNA of Gloeophyllum trabeum ATCC 11539, 1457 nucleotides long. RefSeq names its product DUF1630-domain-containing protein. The record is from RefSeq and is a predicted model, not a curated record. NCBI's taxonomy places the organism in Eukaryota, Fungi, Basidiomycota, Agaricomycetes, Gloeophyllales, Gloeophyllaceae. Gene Ontology annotation, cellular component: recycling endosome. Bases 21 to 1457 code for a protein of 478 amino acids. Gene Ontology annotation, molecular function: guanyl-nucleotide exchange factor activity. The transcript has 8 exons.